GAGUCGUCGCCAAAUCUUCGUUUUCUCCUUCGCAUCAUCUAUGGCACCGAAACGCCCAGAUCCCAAAGACGAGCCGCCGGCUGCUUCCUCAUCGGAGGAGGAAGAGACCACCUCUGGGGCAGAAGAAGAAGAGGAGACAUCAGAGGAAGAGGAAGAAACUCAACCCACCCUGACACAAAAAUCCCCUCCCGUCAAAAGGCCGGAAAUUGCUUCCCCUCGCUCCGCCUCCACAACAGUCACCAAUGCCGGGAACCAGUCAUCGGAAUCUGAUGAGUCCGAGUCCGAUGAGUCUGGGUCCGAAACUGAUUCUGAUUCCGUGAUCCCCCCAAGUGUCAAGCCUAUUGCAACAAAGCCCAUGGAGGAGAGCACUAAGAGCAAGCAACCUGCUGUGAAACCCGCUGCUUCUGCUGCCAAAUCAUCGGCAAAGCGUCCCGCUGAACCAAAACAACCAGCUCAGAAAGAGACAAAGCGGGCCAAGAAGGACUCUGAGAAUGGCGAAGAGGAGGAGAAGACAGGUGACGAUGUAAAGAAGCAACUUUUCCAGCGCAUUUGGAGCGAGAAGGAUGAAAUUGCCAUCCUGAAAGGUAUGAUUGAAUACUCUGCUAAAAAGGGUGCAGACCCUCUUUCUGAUAUGAGUGCAUUUCAUGAGUUCAUCAAAGACUCGCUUCAACUUGAUUGCGCAAAAGGGAAGUUAUCAGAUAAAAUCAGAAGGCUGAAGAAGAAAUACAUGGGCUAUGUAAAGAGGGGGAAAGAGGAUGGAUUUACUAAGCCACAUGAACAGGAAUCCUUUAAGUUGUCAAAGAAGAUAUGGGGUGAUGAAGGGAAGAAAAUGGGUGAUGAAGUGAAGAAAAUAGUGAAAGCUGAAACUCCAGUGAAAUCCAAGUCCAAUGUUAAACCGAAGAAAAAUCAGAGUUUGGCUGCACCUAAAGUGGAAGUAGUUUCAUCUCCGGUUGCAAGUAAGGAUAAGGAAAGCAAGAUUGAUGAUAUUUUACCAGAUAAGAGGCUUGGAGUGGGUAGCAUAGAAGAGGAAGUGUUAUCUCAUGGGUUGGAUGUGAUUGAGGGUGAGAAGAAAGCGGCUUUGAAGGAGAGGUGGAGGAAGUUGCGUAUAGCGGAACUGGAACUCUUUUUGCAGAGAAGCCAGUUGGUUGCUGAUCAAGCUAAGUUGAUGUUGGAGCAUUACAAGUCUGCCAACAAGUAGAGUUGUUUCUUGGGGAAUUAGAAGGUUAUGCGGUGUAUGUGUUGUUUGUUUCUUAGAGAAUUGAUUUUGGAAUUCUGGAUAUGCUAGCAUAGAAGUUACUGGGACUCUGUAUUUUGAAUCUGAACUUAUCAAUUUUGUGUAUGGAACACAAUCUUUAUCUUGGUUAUUGUGUUGUAGUGCUCUGUCAUGUAUCAUCUGCUUUUGUUGAAGUACCAUAUUUCAGUUUU
Molecule: messenger RNA, 1425 nt
Organism: Rubroshorea leprosula
Lineage: Eukaryota; Viridiplantae; Streptophyta; Magnoliopsida; Malvales; Dipterocarpaceae
Source: the annotation of a GenBank genome assembly